This is a messenger RNA of Melopsittacus undulatus (budgerigar), 6768 nucleotides long. It is a transcript of the gene TMED8, whose product is annotated as transmembrane p24 trafficking protein family member 8. The transcript has 6 exons. The record is from RefSeq and is a predicted model, not a curated record. Lineage: Eukaryota; Metazoa; Chordata; Aves; Psittaciformes; Psittaculidae. The coding region runs from base 1 to 960 and encodes 319 amino acids.
AUGUCGGACGUGCUGGCGGCCGCCGCCGGCUCCCGCUUCGAGCCGCUGGCUGCCGGGGCGCCGGACGGACCCGCGGCACAGGGCCCCUCAGAAAAUGAAGACUUAGCCCAAAAGACAGAGCCUACAAAUCAGCUGAUUGAUUCUUUGGAGUCCAGUACUUUGCAGAGCAGGUCACAGACUGGGUCGCAGGUGAAUGCAGGCACGACAGAGGAUUCCAAGGAACGAGCCGGCACUUUGGAGGACCGGGAAGUGUCUGAACUAGAAGAGAAGCUGCCUGAUGAAAUCCAGUCCCUCAAAAAGGAAGCUGUUUUUCGAAUGACCAAUUACCAUGUACCUCAAGGAGCAGGAGAUAUAGUCAUGAUUCAGUCAGAUCACACUGGUGCUGUGGAUAUCCUUUCAGCUGAGCUGGAGACUGCAGGUCUCCUUGGUGAACAGAGGAAAGCUCAGCCUCCCCCUCUGGCUCCACCCACCAUGUGGACCACUGAGAAGACGAAGGAAUUCAAAGCCAAGGUGGGAAGGGAGAAGAAUGGCCGGAUGGUGGUGAAGCGAGGCGAGGUGGUGACAGUCCGUGUGCCAACCCAUCCUCAUGGGAAAUGCAUUUGCUGGGAGUUUGCUACAGAUGACUACGACAUUGGUUUUGGAGUCUACUUUGACUGGACCACGGUUACUAGCACUGCCAUUACCGUUCAGGUCAGCGAAUCCAGUGAUGAGGAGGAUGAAGAAGAGGAGGAGGAAAACGAAGGACUCGCCCCUGUUGGGGAUGUGGAAAGAGGCUCCAAAAGUUAUCUGCGGAACCGCUAUGGAGAGAUCAUGCCAGUAUAUCGGAGGAACAGCCAUCGGGAGGUGCAGGCAGGCAGCCAUGAGUACCCAGGCGAGGGCAUCUACCUGCUGAAAUUUGAUAACUCAUACUCUCUCCUCCGCAAUAAGACUCUGUUCUUUCAUGUCUAUUACACUAGCUGAACUAAAGGGAAGGGCAGGGACGGCAGGCAGGUAAUGGUGAAUGUAGCAGGCUGCCACCCAACCCUGGUACUGCCUGAUGGGCACUGCUGUGUGAUGGAACCAAGGCACAAUUCUGCCAGCUCUUCUUCAGACACUAAAUGGUUUCUCCCCAUACCCUCCCCUUCUGUCCCAGUGGAGAAAGGUAGCUGUGUCUGCCUGGUUGUCCACAGGCAGCUGCUCUUUCUGUAAAACUUUGGGAGAUCUGCUCUGUGCAGGCAUCGGGCUGGGCCUUCAUGUCAUAGCUGGUAAAUGCCCAGCGGCCAAGUUAAGGUGGUCGUAGUUUCGAUCUGUUGUGCUGGUACAAACUGAAGUGAAAAUAUUUUUGAUCUGUUACUAUUUUGUGAGUAACUUUUCCAACUUUCCUGCUGUAUCUGCAUCACUAGAGGGUAGCUGUCAGUCUCAGUGAGCCAAAAGCAUAGCUGGCUUGUCACCUAGCCACCCAGAUGUUAUCACCUACCACCACUGCAUGUCACCAGCACCUAGUGCUUCCUUCACUCGUGCGGGUGGGGGCGCAGCUGGCCAGCGGAAGCCGCUGCCGCAGUGGCUUGGCUAUGCUACAGCAGGCAGUCCCGAACACCAGGCGCAGCAUGUGUUCGAGGAGGGGUGGGAGAGAGGGUGCACACCUACAAGUCAAUAAGAAGGUUUCCCUACAGAUUAAGAAUUGGAUAUUACAUCUGUUGAUUGUAGGGGUAUGUGGAUGGUUAAAACUUCGGUGACUGCCAGAAGUUUUUCUGUAAUCCAGAUGUCAAGGAGAAGAAAUUACAGCUGUGCUGAGUAAAUAUGAGAAGGUUGGAGUUCAGCCAAAAAAUAGGAAGUAUUUCACAGUAGCAGCAUGUUGGUUCACUGGUAUUGCUGCCAGCUGGAUAAUAACAUAUCUAGCAAGGAAAAAAGGCUCCCCAGAGAAGUGUAGCUUGUCUGCUGCUAUUGCUGUUGCAAAGGUAUUGUUAGAGAAGAACAUCUCUGCUCAGAAACUUGAAAGAUAUAGGAUUUAAACAAUCCUUUCUGUGUACCAGAAUCAGCAAGGCCAUUGCUAACCCUGAUUAUGUGGUAAAGGGUGGAGUUCCUUUGCCAUGUUUUUGUGGCUGGUGGUGGCACUGGUGAUCACCUUCUGCUCAAAUACUGGCAGAGUUGAACAAGGAUUAAGUUAAUCCUUCAGAGAUGAAUUUUAAAUCAUGUUUAUCUGUAACUUGUUUAUUUUAAUACUUUUAAAUUGAAAUAAUUCUCUUUUCUAAGAAUACUGCUGUAUUUACAUUUUUGAUACCUCUGCAGAGACACAAAAUAGCUGUUUGCAUGGUAAUUCCAGUAGAACUCUGAGUUUUAAAUCCUCCAGGUAAAGCACCCUUACUUGUUCCUUCUGUUGAGAGGAAUGAUGGACAAAUUGAUUUUGGGUAGUUAAAGCCAAAGACUUCACUCUCAUAGGAGGGAUGAAUAUUUCUUAUUAAGGAUAUAUUGUAAUGCUGUGCAAUUUGCUCGAUAUUCAAGCUCUUCUUUUAACUAUCUCUGCUUACUUAUUCCCUGCCAUGGAGCAAUUUAGUAGGUCAAAAUGGUAAGAGAGAUUAGUCAGUCUACAGUAGGGCAGCCUGAGCUGGGAACAGGAGGAGUGGAAAUGCAAAGAGCACAGUGGUUUUCUGGGUGAGCAGGCAGGGAGCAGGGUUGGUCAGUGUAAAGAGCAGAGUUGUUGCUGCUUUGGACUCUGAAAAAGCAAGUGCACCUUGGUGAAGGGGGACUGCAAAGCUGUCUUAUUCAAGUGGGGCAACCACAGGGCAACCUUGCAGGGAGACAGAACAGUAUCAGUAUACAGAGCUUGGUAUCUGUUAGAGUAAGAUGCUCUUUCAUUUAGCAGCUUGGGGAGGACUAUUCCUGCCUUUAGCACUCCUGGGGGACAUGAAGGACCAGCCUGUGGCCUUUGUACAGCACUUGGAUCAGGCCUGAGCAAUGUGGGUAAGGUGCUGUCUUUUUUUUUUAUAGUCCUUGUCUAUCAAGUUCCUAGACACUAAACAGGAUAAGAUAGGAAAGACCCUUCUGUCUGACCACACUGUCAGCACUGCCCCACUCAACAACUGCUUUGUUGAGCAGUCCUUUGCUGGGAGUUCUACAGAACCCUGCGUGCACUGCAGGUUAGUGUAUGAUGCACUGUCUGGCACCUACUCCACUUUAUAAUUAGGAUUUAUUUACAAUGAAGUCAGUUAUGGAUACUCAGUUGCACAGCUUAUUGCAGGCUAGUGGGUUAUCUCCACUAAAAAACUGUUUCCCUUACAGCAUGGCCUUCCUGUUGCUAGCUUGCAGCUACUUCCCCCUCCUGUCUGUGUGUUGCUCACAUUAAGGUUUGAAGUACAUUUUGUCAUGUUGUAAGAAGUAUGGUCUGCCUCACAAACCAAUUUUGAUCCCUCACUGGCACAUAAAUAGAAUGUGCUAGUUUUCAAGCCAUUGGUGGUUUUAGUCUAGAUGAGUUGCACUGCAGAUGGCAGUCCUAUUGCUCAGUUCUAGCUUUCUGAAGUGUGGACCAACCUAUACGGCAGCUCAGGUCACUUGUUAAGAACUGUGCCCAUCUCCUUGUUUCACUGACUUAAGACCACUUAAGCAUUGAAUAUGGUUUGUCAUCCCAACCAGCAUGUACCUGGACUGCAAAUGCAGUGUGUCCAUAGGUAGGCCUGCUGCAGUGGAACCAAAAGCAUUUGGUGUGUUGCUCACACCAGAAACUAAAGUUUCCUAGAAGUAUCUGCUCUUAUGAACACAAGGUAGUUUUAGGCACAGAGUAUUUCAUCUGCAGGAAACAGAAGCUUCACAGUUGUGCAGGAUAAUUCCUCUUUUUGCUUAUGCUUUCUUAAUUUCCACAUUAUAUGAGUAUGUUGUUUCUCAGGUAUUCAGAUAGCAUUCAUUAUGCAAGUGACAACUUCUCUUUGGAAGGGCUUAUAGUCUUCAUUAAUUUCUAAUAAAUCCAAUAGCUUGUCCAUGUAGCUAGUGAUUAAUAGCAGCCAUUCCCAUUCAAAAUCAAACCCAUAGUUGGUUCAGACAAGUAACCUUAUUUUUCAUGCCUUCUUUUUUGGCUUGGUGGAUCUCCUGGAUUUGUAUCCAACCCUGCUAUCUGGCUGAAGGAGUGAUGGGAACCCUUCUUUUCACAGGCUUUUGAAACUAGACUUUGGGUCUAGAAAGAAAAAUUAAUUGAAAAAGGAGUUGUAAUUCAGCAAGGAAAAUUAAUCCUUGAGAAGGGAAAAUUCCUUCCUUGUUUCUGUGGAAGGAAGAUGUCAGAUAGGUUUUUAAAAAGCGUUUCUUCUCCCUGUGUAUUGUUGAAAAAUUAAAAAAGUUAAAUCAAGGAAGAAGCUUCUUUGCAUUUUGGCUUUGCUUUUGUGAAAGCACAAAAUUGUUUUCUGUUUUGUUUUGAAUAUAAUUUAGAUCAAGAAAUACGAUCUAUGUGUUCAGCCAGAGAUAUGCCAGUCAUGUAGUGCAGGACUUGCAUAAAAAUUAGUUUGUAUAAUUCUUCAUUUAUAACAAUGGGUACAAUCUGUUGGGCAUUUUUUUAUGCCAACGGUCAUUGUUGUUGCUUUUGUGUGAUCUUUGGGGGUUUUUGGUUUUGGUGUUUUGUUUUGUUUUUUUUUUCUUUAGGUGUAAUGUAGCAGCAGGAGUUUAAAAUGGAUGUGUUUUACUGAGGACAGUGAAAAAUCACUUAAAUCAGGGACCACUUGUACCUAUUUAAUUUACUCUUUGGAGGCCUGUAAUAUACACUCUUGUGAAAGGAUACUGGUAUCAGAUUGAUUAUUGGUAAUGAGCCACUUACAUGAACAGGUAAGGUGAAAAUGCAUAAGAGAGAGAGAGCUUAGCAGUCUGACUUCAGGAGCUAAGAAGAAAGUGAAGUUUCUAUGCAACUGAGUGUAAAGACAGCAAAACACCUUUCUUUUUUUGCUCUACCCUGUGCACUCAUCUCUUUGUAACCAUGUGUGCAUGUAACCUUCAACUGUAGCCUGCAGUGGGUCAGUUAUGGUGGUGCUGGACCUAGUGAUGUGUGUUAGAGAUGAACCUUGUUAAAUGCCUAGUUGCUGAAAGACUUACUGAUUCAUGUGGGGAAUUAGGGUAGAGAAUUAAUCCCUAAAUGAGUUCACUUUUAUCCCCACUGCUUAUACGCUUCCUUCUUGUUUCAUUAUCCCUACUAAAGCCACUCUACAGAGGAUUUCUCACAAGGUGCCUUAGGAACAAGGAGCGUGUCUGAAAUAAGAGCCAUAGAUAUCAUUAGUCCAAGGGAUUUCUUCUCGUUUUUUUGCCCAUUUGUGUAGAAGGGAGACACUUCCUAAAAUCAGGCAAGGAGAGCCCUAUAGGCUGUUCCUGGAGAUUUAAGCUCUUCAUUAGACUGUCUUGUUGCUGUAAGUUGAGUCAUAAAAUGGUGUUUGAGUUUCUUGGUGCCAUAAGAUCUUUGCCUUUAAAAAUCACAUGCUGUUGUCAUGUACCAAGGAACACCAGAGGUCUUCUUUUGAUAUAGUGGUGGUAAACCUGAGGCCCAGAGGAACACUAGAGCAUUCCUUGUGGUCAUUCAUUAUUUUCUCUAUAAAGAGUGUCUGAUUUCAGCACUGAGUGGUGUGUGCUUAUGGGUAUUGAGGCUGGAUAAGAGACCAGAGCAGAAAAGGGGUCUUUUUUUGGUCUACAAGUGUGAAGGGAAAGACUGUUUCUCCUUUCCUUAUGUCUGGGAAGAUAUUGGAUGUGACAAUGUCAUGUAUAUGACUGAGAAUAUCUUGAUGGGUAGAAUGAAAAACUGAGAACUGAUCAUGAUUGGCUAAUUAAUUAGACUAAAAGAAGCCAGGAGUUUAGCAGGAGUCAAAAUGCUAAGUCAUUUAUCUGAAUAAAUUAAUUUGAUGUAACUUAAUAAAGCUUUAGAAGGUACAUAAAUCUGCAGAGUUCAAAUACAUCUUGCCAGGAGAAUUUUCUUUGGGGUUAUUCCACAUUUGCCUCCAAAGAGUCUUUGGCAACUUAUUCUGAAACACUGGUGCUGUUGAAGCUAAAGACACAUCAGGCUGGGUGGACAGUGGGUCUGAUUCCCCUUGGCUUUUCUGUGUUCCAUUCUGGAUUUUACAUGGUGCCUUCUCAGAAGCAUCAUACAAGAAAUGUAUCAGGCAAGGAGAGAGCAAGAAUUUUGUGAGCCAUUAAUGAGGCUAUUUGGUUUAAGCCCAUCUGGACUGGUGAGUUAAGUUCCUUGGGCAAGAAGCUGGAUGCCAACCAUAAAGCUGAGGGCUAAGGAGGCUUUCCCAAAUAAUGACCUCACAGUUUAGGAGCCGUGUUUGGAAAUUAUAAAUAGCUGGAAAUGGUUUCCUGGCAGCCUUCAGGAUGCUCUGGUGACUGUCUGCUCUCCUCAGAGGGAAGCAGCGUGCUCUCAACUCACUGCUCCAAGUUGCUUGCAUAGAUCUGUGAAUGGGGAGUAUCUUGUAAAGCUCAUCAUACCUUUUUCAGACCUACAUUCUUGUGAACUGUGAUGGUUGUCAGCGCUUACCUAUGUGAUGUGAACGUUUUUGAUGUCCUGUGAUUUCAAAAUUGAGAUCUCAGCACCAACCAUUUGCUCUUCAUGUUCUCCCAAGAUAGGAGUUUUAAAUGGAGGAGAGGCUAUUUCAACAAAAUUUGGCACUGAACCUCUUGCUGAAGGGCACAGAUGAAGGCUACAUUUGUAGCAUGCUUGCUUCUUUCUAAGCUUGGUUUGUACUGUUUAUAUUUGAUGUGUUGUGGCUGAUUUGUAAAAGUAUAUUGGAACUUAUUCCCUUUAAAUAAACUUUUCACUAUGCAACCAAGAAA